Messenger RNA from Diaporthe citri, 771 nucleotides. RefSeq lists its product as uncharacterized. Gene Ontology annotation, cellular component: nucleus. Bases 1 to 771 code for a protein of 256 amino acids. The record is from RefSeq and is a predicted model, not a curated record. The transcript has a single exon. Lineage: Eukaryota; Fungi; Ascomycota; Sordariomycetes; Diaporthales; Diaporthaceae.
AUGUCUUCCCGGUUCGUGUCAGGCGGCACAACCGACACCAAGACGGGCGAGAUCGUGCCCGCGGACCCGGCGACGUCGACACCGGCAGCGCCGACCACCACCGGCGGCGGCAAGAGGUCGGAGGAGUGGGCCGCGGUGCAGGCGCAGGUGGAGGAGGACCGGAGGCGGCGGCAGCAGCAGAGGGAGGAGGCGGCGUCGCGGGGCGGCGAGGAGAAGUCGCUGUACGAGGUGCUGCAGGCCAACAAGGCGGCCAAGCAGGCCCAGUUCGAGGAGGCGAACAAGCUCAAGAACCAGUUCCGGGCGCUUGAUGACGACGAGGUCGAGUUCCUGGACGGCGUGAGGGAGCGCAGGCGGGCUGAGGAGGAGAGGCUGCGAAGGGAGACGGAGGAGGGCCUCAAGGGGUUCCGCGAGCUGCAGUCGAAGGUCUCCGCCGCCGGGGAGGGCGAGGGCCCCGAGGGUGAGGGCGCUGCUGAGGGCGGCGGGUGGAGCGUCGGAAGGAAGAGGAAGAGGCGGAAGGAUGAGCCUGAGGGGGUCCUGAAGGGGUUGAAGAGGCGGAGUAGCGCCGCCGCCGCCGAGGUGGCUGAGGAUGGGAAGGCGGACGAGAAAGGCAAAAACGGAGCUGCUGGCCAGGUGACCAGCCAGGAAGGUCCUGCAGCCACUGACAAGGAUGCAAAAGAUACCCAGGAGCCCGAAGCGAAACCUGCCGCGCCAGCGACGGCGAAACCGAAGGCUGCUCUUGUCGACUAUGGCUCGGAUGACGAUAGCGAUUGA